This is a messenger RNA of Symbiodinium necroappetens, 3744 nucleotides long. The record is from the annotation of a GenBank genome assembly. Lineage: Eukaryota; Dinophyceae; Suessiales; Symbiodiniaceae.
AUGGAUGAAAGCAGACGGAUGACGCUAGCUUUCACUUGCGAAGCAGAGACGGUGUUGGGACAGGAGCUUCGCGUGGUCGGCUCCACAAAGGAGUUGGGCCACUGGAACCCGGCUUUGGCGCCAGAUCUGCAAACUGACGCACUUACAUACCCGAGCUGGUAUGGUCAUGUGGAUUUCGAUGAAAACAGUGCAGAGUAUAAAUAUGUGGUUUUCGACACACGAUAUGGCAGUGUGACGUGGGAGCACGGCACCAAUCGCCAUUUCAGUAUUGACUUGGACGGCCACGUCCACACUACAGGACCGGCAGAGCUCCACAGCUCCCGAUUUGGGGUUGGCGACUCGUCGAGCCCUCGAAUUGUUGUUGCGUCCGAGCGCGCAGUUGAAGUUGCCACAAUUCCCGCGAUGGAACCGACUGAGAUCGUCUUCGAGGUCUUCUGCAACGAGACCGAAGUGGGAGACACUGUGGUAGCCGUGGGUUCCUCUGAGGAACUCGGGAACUGGAAGCCAACUGGUGGCCUGAAGCUGAACACUUCGCCCGAGGCCUUCCCACUUUGGUGGGGGAGCACUCAACUGAGGAAAUGUGACGUAGAGUUCAAGCUCGUGAUCAUCAAGGAAAGCUAUGUGGAAUGGGAGCCGUCAGACAACCGGCUGCUUCACUUUCCUCCCUCCAGAGACGGGCCGUGGAAAGCCUCCUGCGUGUGGAGCAACAGCCACUGCCAGUUACAACCGCUUGGGACCAGUGACAGGACGAGUGAUCGUCAGGCCAAAGAGGCUUCCUUCGUGGCCUCCGGGUCAACAGCAGACGCAGUGGGCCUGCAGGAAUUCAACAGCCAGACCAACAUCGCACGCCCCUACUCUAUGAGUGAAAAUUUGCUGGGCAGCACCAACCAAGACGAUAAGGCCGCCCUUUUUGACAACAGCAACUCGUUCACGCCGUUCUGUGCCGAAGUGUACGAGGGUCUAUUUGACCGGGAACUGAUGCGGCGCUUGCACGGGGUCGUCCUCCCAGAGGCCCCAAUUCCCCCUGCAGGGACAGAGCUCCUCGAUGAACCCAAAUUGUGCCUGUGGGCUGGAGCUCAUGCCAUUUCUAAGGCCCACGGCAACUGCGAGGACGCUCACUUCCUGGCUGCACACAGCAUGGGCGUAGCAGACGGGGUCGGUUGCUUCGCGAAAUACUCAGAGUACGGCGUCAACGCGGCCGCCUAUGCUGCCGAGUUGAUGGAGCUCGCCAGCCUUGCUCUGCAGCCCCAAAACCCGGCCUCAGAAAGCCAAAGCCACAUGGGCCAGAACGUUGCACAACGUGCUGCCGCAGCAGUGGCGGAAGCGGAGUCGAAAGCAUCGGCCUAUGGUGGCUCCACCAUAGCCGUGCUCUGCCAGCAGGACAAGCACGUAGGAGUUGCUAACCUGGGAGACUCCGGCUUCAUUCUGCUGCGAAGAUCGGUUCAAGGAAUGAAGAUUGUAUUGAGGUCUGAGGAGCAGCAGCACCACUUCAACUGCCCGUAUCAGCUCACUCGCUUACCCCAGGCUCUCAUCGACCGCAUCGCAAAGAGAUCGAAGAAGCCGCUCAAUGCAGCCGACAAAGCGUCAGACUGCCAGACAUAUUCGGCAGAAAUACAGUCUGGCGACUUGCUCCUCAUGUUCUCAGACGGCUUUUCGGACAACGUGCACGACUACGAACUGCUCGACAUUGUAAACCGCGCGCUGCCGCCAGCUCAGGCAGACAUGCUGGGGCUUUCGGACCGCUGCACUGCUCCAAGAGUCAUCGCGAAGUCACUGGCUUUAGCUGCCCAGGAACGGUCUGUUGACCCCGAAGCCGUGGUGCCGUUCACAGCAACCGCGAAGCGGUAUGGAGCCAUUGGAGCCGAGAAGGGAGGGAAGGAGGAUGACAUCACCGUCGCAGCAGCAUGGGUGGUCAAGGAUCUGCACACAGAGACAGCCACAGAGGCACCUCGCGAAGGGAGCCCUUCCCAGCGGCACACACCGGAGCUUGCGCUCACACUUUUCGAGUCGAAAAGACGCACUCGAGAUGGUCGAUCGCCGUGGGCCAAGGGGGAAGCGACGCUGCCAAUUCAGCAGGUCCGGACCACAGCGUCUGAAAAGAAGCUGCCUUCCCCGACGCGGUGGUCGGACUCCGCGCCUCUCGGGUCCUUGCACCGUGCCACACGAAGUUCGACGACGCUCCAGGACCACGUGCGUGGUCGGAGCCCAGAAGGGCUUGCUGAGGGCCGCUGUGCAGAGUAUGGGAAAGCGCCUUUGUUCUCCCCGCCGGCCCACGCCCGUUCCGUGACGUCUCCGCCAGUCCAAAGCUACAACACCACGAGCUCCGUGGAAGACUCUUUACGCCUGCUGAUGUCAGCACAGCCCCAGACCCUGGCAGAAGUGGAGGCCAUCGAGGACGCCGCCUCUCGCCUCGCUCGCCUCUGUGUGGUCGUUAUCCUGGUCCCCAGUGGUCGUAGGCAGAAGAUGGACCGCACUCUGACCACCUUCUCGGCCACGAAAGAUGCGGAGCUUGCGUCGAACCUGGAGCGGCAAGCAGAGGAGCAGGUGCUGGCUGGGGAAGUGGAGGCUGCGGCAGAUCUUUACGAUCGGGCCCUUCGCCUUCGCAUCGACGGCCGCUGCCCUGACGUGUUCCUGACUGCAGAGGCCCUGGCGCGGACGAGCAACGAGGCGUGCUGCCAGCUUUCCGGUAGCCGGGAAAGGCUGCUGCAGGCCGAGCGUCGCUUGCAAAGAACGCUGUCCAUGCUGGAUGAGAUCCUGGAUGCACAGUCAGGUGUCGGACCCUCUGCUGCUCCUCUGGUCUCGGGCGUACACCUCACUCUUUCGAACCUGGCAGCUCUUCACCUCCGCGCCGGCCGAAAGGAGAUGGCUUUGAAGCUCCUCAAGGAAGCAGAGGAGCUCGGACCAUCAAUCCCCGCUGCAGAGGCUGCCGCCACGCAGCUCAGCCUGUGCGCUCUCCUCUCCGGGCUACGGCGGCAUAUCGAGGCGGAGAGGCAUGCUUCCGAGGCCAUCUCUUUGGGCGAAGCCGACAUCUUUCAGCUGCAGAACUCCAGCGAAACAAGCGCGUCGCUUCUCCAAGACAAGGCCUCUACGCUUGCAGUCGCCUACAACAAUCUGGCUGUUCAGCGAGAAUACCUUGGCUGCAGUGAUUGUUUGGCGCUCUAUGAGAAGGCCGUCGUCCUUGCCGAGGGCUACAUGUCCAAGGACAGCCAGCUCUUGGCGCGCCUUCGUGAUUCACAUCGGACAGCUCUGCAAACGGCGGUCGAGCGCAGGGCGACUGCUUCCAGUAAUCGGCACCUCUCGGUUGGCGGCGGUGCCACGGUGAAUCGCCGCCCAUCUUCUGCGAUCGAAACUCGCGGUGUGGUCCACGUGGAGGCAAACCGCCGCCCAUCUUCUGCGAUCGAAGCCCGUGGUCCAGGGAAGCGGGCCGAGUCGGCAGAGGCAGGGCGACGGCGACCUGCAUUCGCAGCACGAGCUCGGGAUGGGCGAUCGGAUUCAGAGGUGCCUCGAUCUCAGGUUCGGCGUGACUCCUCAUCUUCCCGCGCUGCCGUGCCGUCGAAGGACCGGAGCUUGCUGAGCCGAGAGCUGGCGAAGCUCUUGAAGCCUGAGGCCCAGGAGCAAGCCUCAGAAGCAGCAUCCUGGCUUCCCAAAGAGAAGGCUCGGUUGCCGAAGAUUCAGUGGCACGAGUCGAGUGCUACUUCGGCGUCAUCGUCAGUGGAGGAUGCGAUGAAUCCGCUGCCGACUCCC